Messenger RNA from Merops nubicus (carmine bee-eater), 699 nucleotides. Its product is annotated as transcription elongation factor B polypeptide 3-like. The transcript has 4 exons. The annotation marks the transcript as partial. Gene Ontology annotation, cellular component: elongin complex; nucleus. NCBI's taxonomy places the organism in Eukaryota, Metazoa, Chordata, Aves, Coraciiformes, Meropidae. Gene Ontology annotation, biological process: transcription elongation by RNA polymerase II. The record is from RefSeq and is a predicted model, not a curated record.
GUCCUCAUUGAGGAUACAGAUCAGCUGUGGCACAAUCACUGCCUCCGAGACUUCAAGAACGAGAAGCCAGAGGAGUUUGAGUCCUGGCGGGAGAUGUACCUGCGGCUGCACGACGCGCGGGAGCAGCGCCUGCUCAUGCUGGCCAGGAACAUCGGCUCGGCCCACGCCAACAAACCCAAAGGUAGAGUGGCCAAAAUGGCAUUUGUGAACUCUGCAGCGAAGCCCCCGCGGGACGUACGACGGAGGCAAGAGAAGUUUGGAACUGGAGGACCUCUGCUGCCAGAGAAGACCAAAAUAAAACCAGUCCUGUACACAUCUGGCAAAAGCCAGAGUCGUGUGAGCGAGGAGCAGUCCUACGAUGGGCCCAGCACCAGCAGUGCCCACUCUGUCCCAGCUUCAAGUAGCACCUUCUCCUCCUACGACCCCAGGAAACCACCAGUGAAGAAAAUUGCACCCAUGAUGGCAAAGACUAUCAAAGCUUUCAAAAACAGGUUCUCUAGGAGAUAAGUUUGCAGUGCAGAUCUGGGACUUGCCUGCUCGUGGGGGAGUGGCACUGACAGGGCAGAAGGUACCCAAACAGCCCUUGUCUUUGAACUCUUCGGAGGCUGCAGCUCCUGGGAGAAGCUUCGAUCUGCACAAGACAACAGCACAGUAUUUUAUCUUUUAUUCUGGUCCCUUUCUCAGUGUCAAGCCCCUCUC